AUGCGUCUCAACGCCCAGCUCGCGUCGUUCCUCCUCUCAUCGAUAGUGCUCGUUGGCUCUGCCCAUGCUGCCGAUGAGGAGCCUUUGGUAGAGAAGGAGACUGCCUCUACCAUCGAGAAGCCUACCUUUGUCCCCACAACUAUCAAAGCCCCAUUCCUCGAACAGUUCACCGACAAAUGGGACUCGCGAUGGGCCAUCUCCCAUGCUAAGAAGGAGGAUGCCAAGUCUGAUGAGGAAUGGGCCUAUGUUGGUGAAUGGGCCGUCGAGGAGCCAACCGUCUUCAAGGGAAUUGAGGGCGAUAAGGGUCUAGUUGUCAAGAAUCCCGCUGCCCAUCAUGCGAUUUCCGCCAAGUUCCCAAAGAAGAUUGAUAACAAGGGCAAGACUCUCGUUGUGCAGUACGAGGUUAAGCUUCAGAACUCUCUAACCUGUGGAGGCGCAUACAUGAAGCUCCUACAGGAGAACAAGAAGCUUCACUCCGAAGAAUUCUCCAAUGCCUCGCCUUACGUCAUCAUGUUUGGCCCCGAUAGAUGUGGAGCCACCAACAAGGUUCACUUCAUCUUCAAGCACAAGAACCCCAAGACUGGCGAAUACGAGGAGAAGCACCUCAAGGCCCCCCCAGCCGUCAAGGUCACCAAACUCACCACCCUCUACACUCUCAUCGUCAACCCGGACCAGUCCUUCCAGAUCCGCAUUGACGGCGAUGCCAUCAAGAAUGGAACCCUACUCGAGGACUUUACUCCUCCAGUCAACCCUGAGAAGGAAAUUGAUGACGCCAAGGACACCAAGCCAGAGGACUGGGUUGAUGAGGAGAAGAUUGCCGACCCCGAGGCCAAGAAGCCCGAGGACUGGGACGAGGACGCUCCUUUCGAGAUUGUUGACGCCGAUGCCACCAAGCCCGCUGACUGGCUAGAUGACGAGCCAACUUCUAUUGCCGACCCUGAAGCCGUCAAGCCAGAGGACUGGGACGACGAGGAAGACGGUGACUGGAUUGCACCAACCAUCCCCAACCCCAAGUGCGAGGAAGGCUCUGGAUGCGGCAAGUGGGAGGCCCCCAUGAUCCGAAACCCAGCCUACAAGGGCAAGUGGUCCGCUCCUAUGAUUGAUAACCCAGCCUACAAGGGAGUCUGGGCUCCAAGGAAGAUCCCCAACCCCAACUACUUUGAGGACAAGAAGCCCUCCAACUUUGAACCCAUGGGAGCUAUUGGCUUUGAAAUCUGGACCAUGCAAAACGACAUCCUCUUUGACAACAUCUACAUCGGCCACUCUAUCGAAGACGCCGAGAAACUCAAGGCUGAGACCUACGACAUCAAGCGCCCCAUUGAAGCUGCUGAGGAAGAAGCCAGCAAACCCAAGCUCAGCCCUGAGAUCGAUGAUGAGACCCCCGCUGUCCCCUUCACCGAGGACCCAGUGGCCUACAUCCGCGCCAAGCUCGACCGCUUCAUCACUAUCGCCCAGGAUGACCCCGUUGCAGCCCUCAAGGCCGUGCCUGAGGUUGGCGGUGCCAUUGGUGCGAUUCUCGCCUCUCUUGUCGUGAUCAUUGGCAUGUUCGGCCUGUCCACCCCUGCCCCACCAGCCGCUAAGAAGGAGACCGGAAAGGCCGCCGAGAAGACUGAGAAGGAGAAGGCCGCCGAGGCCGUCGUUGCCUCCGGAGCCGACAGCGGCAAGGGAGAGGCGAAGAAGCGUGCCGCGAAGUCAGGUUAA
This is a messenger RNA of Arthroderma uncinatum, 1701 nucleotides long. RefSeq names its product calnexin. Gene Ontology annotation, cellular component: endoplasmic reticulum membrane; endoplasmic reticulum. The coding region runs from base 1 to 1701 and encodes 566 amino acids. The record is from RefSeq and is a predicted model, not a curated record. Lineage: Eukaryota; Fungi; Ascomycota; Eurotiomycetes; Onygenales; Arthrodermataceae. Gene Ontology annotation, molecular function: calcium ion binding. The transcript is spliced from 5 exons. Gene Ontology annotation, biological process: protein folding.